AUGGGAAAUAUAUUCGUGAAGAAACCAAAGAUUACGGAGGUGGAUAAAGCCAUUCUUUCUCUCAAAACCCAGAGGCGUAAGCUUGCUCAACAUCAGCAACAGUUGGAGGCUGUCAUUGAAGCCGAGAUACAAGCUGCAAAAGACUUGGUUCGGGAAAAGAAGAAAGAUAGAGCUUUAUUGGCUUUGAAGAAAAAGAAGGUUCAGGAAGACUUACUGAAGCAAGUUGAUGCUUGGCUCAUCAACGUUGAGCAGCAAUUGGCAGAUGUUGAACUGGCUAGCAAGCAGAAGGCAGUGUUUGAGAGUUUGAAGGCAGGAAAUAAUGCUGUUAAAGCAAUACAAAGUGAGAUCAAUCUAGAUGAUGUUCAAAAACUGAUGGAUGAUACUGCUGAGGCCAAAGCUUAUCAAGAUGAGAUCAAUGAAAUUUUGGGAGAGAAGCUAUCGGCAGAGGACGAAGAGGAAAUUUUGGCUGAAUUUGAAAAUCUCGAGACUGAGUUAACCCUUCAAGAUCUGCCAGAAGUUCCUUUUGAGAAAGCAGCUACUGAAGAACAAGAAGAGAAUUUGGAUCUUCCUCAUGUUCCAACCAAAGCACCAGUCAUUUCUGAGGUGGUGGCUGAUUCUGGACCAAGAAAAGUUAUGGAGGAACCAUUACCUGCUUGA
Messenger RNA from Fraxinus pennsylvanica, 657 nucleotides. The record is from the annotation of a GenBank genome assembly. Lineage: Eukaryota; Viridiplantae; Streptophyta; Magnoliopsida; Lamiales; Oleaceae.